This is a messenger RNA of Malassezia japonica, 2352 nucleotides long. RefSeq lists its product as uncharacterized. The transcript has 4 exons. The record is from RefSeq and is a predicted model, not a curated record. NCBI's taxonomy places the organism in Eukaryota, Fungi, Basidiomycota, Malasseziomycetes, Malasseziales, Malasseziaceae. Gene Ontology annotation, molecular function: transmembrane transporter activity. Gene Ontology annotation, cellular component: plasma membrane. Bases 1 to 2352 code for a protein of 783 amino acids. Gene Ontology annotation, biological process: transmembrane transport.
AUGAUGAUGUCGGCUCCCAUGCUUGCGUUUGUAGUGGCUCCCAUCUUCUACGCUCCCUUGAGCGAGCAGUUUGGGCGCAAGUACAUCCUCCAAGUGACCAACAUUGUGUACAUGAUCAUCUUGCGCUUCUUUAUGGGUAUGGCCGGUGUUGCACCGGUCGCCAUUGGCCCGGGUGUGGUUGCGGAUCUCUUUGAACCCGAGGAGCGUGGACAGGCAAUGGCCAUGUACACCCUGUCACCCAUCCUUGGCCCCUGUAUCGGCCCCAUCUACGCUGGAUGGAUCGUGCAAGAGUUUGGAGAAGACAAGUGGCCCUGGAUCUUUUGGGUAUCGACCAUGCUUGGCGGUGUGAUUACUGUACUGGGGCUCUUCUUCUUGCAAGAGACGUAUACCCCCGUGCUACUGGAGCAGAAGGCACGCCGCCUGCGGAAGGAGACGGGCAACGCCGAGUGGCACACCGUCUUUACAAUGAGAGAGCCGCUGCGUGUGCGCAUCUUCCACGGUCUCUUGCGUCCUUGUAUCUUCCUUGCGACACAGCCCGUGGUCCUGGUCACCUGUCUGUACCAAGGUAUCAUGUUUGGAUGUCAGUACCUGCUUCUUGCCUCCUUCUCGCGUGUGUUUAAGGAAGAGUACAAUCAACCUCCAGGUAUUGCUUCGCUGCAUUACUUUGCCAUGAUCAUCGGAUUCCUGAUCAGUGGAUUCAUUGGGGGCAGAUGGGUGGACUGGAACUAUGGCCGCUUGAAGGCCAAGAACAACGGGGUAGGCAAACCCGAAUUCAAACUCCCUCUGCUGGUAGUGACCGGCAUCAGCAUGCCUAUCGGUUUGAUCUUGUACGGUUGGACAGCCGAGUACAAAAUGCACUGGAUUGCACCCGAUAUUGGCAUCUUUAUCCUGGCGUGGGGCCUGCGCGCCACCAUGUUCAUCUGCCCUCUGUACCUGGCAGACUCUCAGGACGUCGAAGAAGAAGACGCGUACAUCGUGACGUGGGAUCAGAGCGAUGCGCAUGAGAACCCACGCAGCUGGUCACGACGAUACCGCAUGUUUCUCGUGUUUAUUGUCUCGUGCUACACGCUGCUGUCUCCCAUUUGCAGCACGAUGAAUGCGCCGGCACUUGAUACACUCCAGCGCGAGUUUCACGUCGAGUCCGAGACGGUGACCAACAUGAUGAUGUCGGCUUCGAUGCUUGCAUUUGUCAUAGCGCCGAUGUUUUAUGGUCCACUGAGCGAGCGUUUGGGACGCAAGUACAUCCUGCAAGUUUCGAAUGUCAUCGCAGAGCAGAUGAUUAUCCUGCGCUUUUUCAACGGCCUUGUGGGUUGUGCUCCUGUUGCGAUCGGCGCAGGAGUCAUUGCGGAUCUCUUUGAGCCGGACGAACGUGGCGAGGCUAUGGCCAUGUACACGCUCUCGCCUGUGCUAGGCCCGUGUAUCGGCCCCAUAUUUGCAGGCUGGAUUAUCCAGGGGUAUGGCGAAGAAAAGUGGCGCUGGAUCUUUUGGACGUCGACCAUGUUUGGAACGGCGAUCACCGUACUUGGUCUAUGCACACUAAAAGAGACUUAUUCGCCUGUCCUCCUGGAACGCAAAGCACGGCGUAUACGCAAAGAAACCGGCAACCCAGAAUGGCACACAAUAUUUACCAUCAAAGAGUCGCUCGCGACCCGCAUUGCGCAUGGUGUCAUGCGGCCGUGCAUUUUUUUGGCGACGCAACCCGUGGUCCUGGUGACGAGUAUUUACCAGGCGCUCUUGUUUGGGUGCCAGUACUUGCUGCUCGCCUCCUUUUCGCGUGUGUUCAAGGAAGAGUACCACCAGCCUCCUGGCAUUGCAUCGUUGCAUUAUAUUGCCAUGGGCCUCGGUUUUACAUUGAGUGGGCAGGUAGGCGGCCGCUUUGUUGACUGGAACUAUCGCCGGCUCAAGCAAAAGAAUGGCGGACAAGGGAUACCCGAGUUCAAACUUCCACUGUUAAUCGUUACUGGAUUCCUGAUGCCAAUUGGAUUGUUGAUUUACGGAUGGACGGUGGAGUACCAUGUCCACUGGAUUGUUCCAGAUAUUGGAAUUUUUAUUCUCGCAUGUGGCGUGCGCAUGACGCUAUUCAUCUGCCCUCUCUACCUAGCAGAUGCCAUCACGAUGUACACAGCGAGUGCAGCAAGCGCCCUCGUCAUGACGCGUGGUCUGUUUUCGUUCACAUUUCCCCUCUUUUCCCCUAUGCUGUACAGCCGGCUGGGCCAGGGUUGGGGAAAUAGCGUAUUGGCACUGGCAACGGCCUCGAUUGGCCUGCCUUCGCCCUUUAUUCUCUACCGUUACGGCGCUGGGCUGCGUGACCGAUCGGCCUACUCGAAGCGCGCCAUGAAACUUAUUUCAUGA